UUAAAAAAUAUAUAUAUAUUUUCACAUCGACCUCUUAUCGAGUAGUUUGUUUAUUUACAUUUGUAGAGGUGGAGCACAAAAUGGGGGACAAUGAAGAUCGAAAAGGAGAUUUUGACAUUAAAGUUUUAAAUUGUGACCAAAAAUGUAUCAACAUCUUAAUUAUGGUCUUAAAAUAUUUUAGAAAUAAAGUUAUACAAAACAAUAAAGAUAUAUCUACUAUUCUACAACACUUUAAAAACAGUUUUCAACAAGAACUAGCAUUUCUAGGUCCAUUUGAUGAAAAUACUGUAUUUAAAAAAAUUACUUUUAAAAACAAACUUAAAAAAAAUAAACUUAAAAAAAGCAACUAUGUUAUUUACAUCACCAGUUUAUAUGAUUAUAUUAACGUAAUUUUCUAUUUCUGGAAUGGUAAGGAAAUGUUAACUAAAAUAAAAGAACCAAUUUAUAUAAUAUCCGGGUGUUAUAUUUCUAUAAUUGAUAAUUUAAACUUCUAUAUUAAAACUGAGCUUAGAAUUAAUGAUCGCGAUAUUGAGUCUGCUAUUGAGGAAGGCACACUUAACGUAUCUGAUAUUGUUCAGACUUGGUCAGACUUGGUCAGAUAUAGUACCUUAGAUAAGAAUGUAUCGAAGGACCUAGAAUUCAGUGUUGCUCUCUGGGACAUCAUCUUGGGAAAUCAAGAACAACUACUUUGUAUAACUAACCAUAAUGACAUAACUGCUUUAAAUGCGGUUUCAUUAUCAGAGGUAAUCAGAAAUCCAAUAAUGAUAUUUAUAAACCUAAUUGCAAUAAAAAUGGAUAUCUUACAUAGUUGGAUCGACUUCCGCAAGUACCUGCCACCUCUAGCUGGGGGAACAUGGGAAAAUCAACAGGAGUACUGUGAGAAAUUUAUAAAACGACUGAAAGAUUUUUUUAAAAAACAUUUUCCGGAAGAUUUUCUGAAAUCAUGGAUUUUAUUUUAUUUGUUUAAUUUAUUGAAAAAGUUGUUAUUCAUGGAACGGAUUGUGGAGGGUCCAAAUAAUUAAAAAAUAUGUACUAAUAAAACAUCAAUACUAUAUAUACAUACUAUAUAUUAUUAUUAUUAUUAUUAUUAUUAUUAUUAUUAUUAUU
This is a messenger RNA of Coregonus clupeaformis (lake whitefish), 1107 nucleotides long. RefSeq lists its product as uncharacterized. The coding region runs from base 81 to 1022 and encodes 313 amino acids. The transcript has 2 exons. The record is from RefSeq and is a predicted model, not a curated record. NCBI's taxonomy places the organism in Eukaryota, Metazoa, Chordata, Actinopteri, Salmoniformes, Salmonidae.